Molecule: messenger RNA, 897 nt
Organism: Penicillium taxi
Lineage: Eukaryota; Fungi; Ascomycota; Eurotiomycetes; Eurotiales; Aspergillaceae
Exons: 2
Coding region: 1-897 (298 amino acids)
Biological process (GO): maturation of SSU-rRNA from tricistronic rRNA transcript (SSU-rRNA, 5.8S rRNA, LSU-rRNA)
Cellular component (GO): nucleolus
Source: RefSeq, a predicted model, not a curated record
AUGACUGGCAAACGCAAGAGAGAGACUGUCGCUGUAUCGCGGUCAAUGGAAACCAAGGCGACAAGCCCUCCACCAGCGGACAAUGCCCAGGACAUCUUCCGCAAAUACUUUGAAGCGCAAUUCGAGCCUUUAGAUUUGCCUAGCAAGCCCUCAGCACAAGACUCUGGAUCCGAUGAUGAAUCCGAGGAUGAGGGUGAUUAUGAGGUCGAAGAAGAUUCAGAUUCAGACAACAUGGAUUGGAAUGGCCUCUCGGAAAACGAAAAUGAGGUGGAAGUUGUCGAGCACAAGGAUGCUCAACUUGACGACAUAAUGGACAAGAAAGCUCGAAAGUCAUUUAUGACUGCGAAACCACCAUCCUCUAUAGACGCCCCUACAAAAACCCCAGCGAAGCCAGUCACGAAGGAGGAGGAGAAAGAUGACGCAGACAACCUCAAGCACGAUCUUGCUUUACAACGACUGCUUCGAGAGUCACACCUACUCGAAAACUCUUCAGAACUCGCUCCUACUGGGAAAAAUCGGCUCAAGGCGUUGGAUCUACGAAUGCAAUCCCUUGGAGCUAAGACAUCUCUUUAUCAUCAAAAGGCGAUGCCCGUUUCUAUGAAACGUGGCAUCAGUCUUAAGGCUGCUUCGAAAGAUGAUAAACGACGGAAGGAGGCUAAGGAGAAUGGCAUUAUUCUUGAAAAGCCAAAAAGCAAGAUAUCUAAGUCCAAUCCCGGCCGAAGGGAGCGCGGCAUUGGAGGAUCUUCAAUUGGUCGAUUUUCGGGAGGAACACUAAAUCUGAGCAAAGAAGACUUGCAGUCCAUGCAGAGCUCCAGAGGGAAGGGAAAGAGAGGCGGACGAGGUGGAAGAGGUGGCCGAGGGGGUGGCCGAGGGGGUGGCCGAGGAGGCCGACACUGA